This is a messenger RNA of Trypanosoma rangeli, 2472 nucleotides long. Its product is annotated as transferase. The transcript has a single exon. NCBI's taxonomy places the organism in Eukaryota, Euglenozoa, Kinetoplastea, Trypanosomatida, Trypanosomatidae. The record is from RefSeq and is a predicted model, not a curated record. Bases 1 to 2472 code for a protein of 823 amino acids.
AUGCCUGCGGAGGUUAUUUUGAUGUUUGGCGUCGCGGGGGUUCUGACGACAUCCCCAUACUCGGCGAUGCGACGUCUCGCAGAGACGUUGAUGCGGUGCGUCUUUGAGCGUGCGGAGGCGCAUCAUGUUGAGUUUGUGGGCAACGAAUCCCCCGCACUGCUGGCACACAACUACUCCAACCUCUUCUCUCUCAUCCGCGUAUUUACGGAGAAGGUGCGGGGCACCAGGUGCGCCUUCGAGCAACUGGAACUGGGUGAGAUUAACCGUGUACAGUUUGUCCCUUUGUACUACGCGGAGAUGGACAUUAUGUUGAAAGCACUCGCUAAGAAAAACGUGGAGGAGCUAGAGUGCAUGCAGAUUAUGCAUCCCGCACGUGUGGCGCCCAUACGGAAUCGCCACCCACUCCUUGCUGACCCACUGGUGCAGGAGUUGCUGCGGGAGCUGAUGGACCCCGAGGCGUAUUUGUGCACAAUCGAGAAGGUGUCUCCCCGACGCAAUGUGUUGAAUCUUCUGCACUAUUUACGUAUGAAAAGUCAGCAGGAGAUUCGCCUUGUGGUGGUGACAAACACAUGGGAGGUGGAGGGGCAGUACGCACGUAUGAGUAAAGCGAUGUCACAUAGCACGAGCGAUAUGAAGUGGUCAAACUUUCCCACAACAUGCCCGAUUGACUAUGGUACAGGCGGUGGAAGGUCUUCGUUUGUCAUAAAUGGUCUUUUUGAUUCUUUUGUGCAGAGUUACACAUUUCACAAACGGAAGCCGUUUCCCGACAUUUUUUACCACGCCAUUGAGACGACGAUGAAAAGUCGUAUGAUAUCUAAAGAGUCCCUUAAGUAUGACGUGAAGCCACACAUCUUCUUGUUUGAUGACACCCUUGAGAACUGCGAGACCGCCCGCAAUCUUUCGGAUAACCCCUUUGAAAAGGUCUACUACAUUGAGAAUGGGGCGUAUGACGUGUACGAGGACGUGCUGAGUGCACUGAGUAUGGUGGGUGAACUCGAUCCUUUUUGGGCUGAUGUGGCGGCGGGGGUAAAAAAGGACGUGUCGCCGCUUUUCAAGCCACCACGCGACGCAAAUGGAAAUCCAACCUCAUGGAUCAAUGAGGAGAUGCAUGACUACAACUCCAAUCUGCUAUUUUUGCCCCCACCGCCCUGCGAUGCUUGUGAACCACGUGGAUUGUUUGAUCCCAAAAAGUUUCUUGACGAGGAUGAUAAGGACGCCAUCCUCUUUUACUGCGCACAGUACCUGCCACAGUUAUUUCCGCUUGAGAUCCCUAGCACACACACGGAGAAUUUGAAGCUUGCUAAAAAUCCAGGCUUUGCCACCUCUUGUGGUCCCAUUGUUUUUGAGCCUAUGCGGGGAAUAGGUUUUUUCAAGACGUACCGCAUCACCCUUCGCACUGGCAGUUACGUGCUGCGUUUGCAACCCCGUGGCCCUAUGCCGCAUGACACUCUUGACAUCCGUGCGGAGUAUGAAAUGUUGCGGUACCUCUACAAAAAUUCCAAUCUUCCCAUUGCAAAGUGUCUAUUGUACUGUGAUUCCUGUGCAGUGUGUGGCUAUCGAUUCUCGCUGCGCCGCUUUGUUGAGGGUGAGGCCAUCACUGACAUGCGGAAGCUCAUUCAACCUCGAAUUCAACGCCCUUAUUCGGCGCGUCGCCAGCACAUCAACGUUGAGCUCAACCCUUAUAUUUUCUUUAUGAAGGCGGUGGAGAUGCUAUCUAAAAUUCAUGCGAUGCCACCCCCACGCUUCUUGUCACAGACAAGAGCGGAACGAGCCCCUAGCAGCGGUACUACGGGCAGCUCCAUUCACCCCUUAAUGGGUAUUAUAAAGGACUUGGUGGUGCAGUACAGGGCGGUGGUGGGCACUGCGAAACUGCUGGAUGGCUCAUAUGUACUUCAGUCGAAGACACUGGAGCACUUAUCAAAGGCGCUGCUGGACUGCUUUGACGAAACACAGCUGGGAAAUCAGUCAAUCCCGUUUCCGGAGCAGCUUGUGUUGAUACACGGUGACUUCAAGUUGCGAGAUCUUCUUUUCUCUUACCGCUCUUUUGAAGGCAGGCACAAGUACCCAGCGAAUAUUGUUGGGGUUAUGAAUUUUACCUCCGUCUCCACAGGUGAUCCGUUGGUUGACGUGGCGAGUUUAGCUCUUGUAACACUACUUCCGCGUCCGAUGGGCAUUUGCGAUAUGACAAUGAAAAUGCGGUCACUGUUCCCCACACCAGGAUGGAUACUGGACAAGUACUGCUGCGCUCGUGGAUACAUGCAGACGAUUACCAAAAAGAAGCGGGAGACCAUAUUUAACGUGUAUCUUGCCGCCGGUUGUUUACGGUACGCCGUCAACAUCUUGUCUGACCUCGGGGAUAUACUUCGGGCAUAUGAUUUUAUUCCGCUAGUGGAGUCAAGAAAGUUGUCACUUGUUGAGCAAGUCUUGCAACAAGGGCUUGCUGUGAUAGGAAAAUGCCCCUCUCAGCUGUAA